Messenger RNA from Nelumbo nucifera (sacred lotus), 1077 nucleotides. It is a transcript of the gene EIF3K, whose product is annotated as eukaryotic translation initiation factor 3K. Gene Ontology annotation, molecular function: ribosome binding; translation initiation factor activity. The record is from RefSeq and is a predicted model, not a curated record. Gene Ontology annotation, cellular component: eukaryotic translation initiation factor 3 complex; cytoplasm. Gene Ontology annotation, biological process: regulation of translational initiation. Lineage: Eukaryota; Viridiplantae; Streptophyta; Magnoliopsida; Proteales; Nelumbonaceae.
CUAGCCUCUAAACCCUUCACCAUCUCACCUCUUUCUCUCUCUCGAACAGUUGAAGGAGGCUUUCUACAUCCGAAGCAUAAGCAAAGUUUUCUGCUUCUCAUUCGUGAAAUACAAUGGGAAGAGAACGAGAAGCUCCAAAGCAGCAGCAGGUCUCGUAUACGGUGGAACAACUCGUCGCCCUGAACCCGUACAAUCCUGACAUUCUUCCUGAUCUCGAAAACUUUGUGAACGAGCAGGUUUCAUCACAAACAUACAGUUUAGAUGCAAACCUUUGCCUUCUUCGGCUCUAUCAGUUUGAGCCAGAGAGGAUGAGUACCCAGAUUGUUGCUCGCAUUUUGGUUAAGGCUCUUAUGGCAAUGCCAGCUCCAGAUUUCAGCCUUUGUCUAUUUUUAAUCCCAGAAAGAGUGCAAAUGGAGGAGCAGUUCAAGACACUGAUUGUUCUCUCACACUACCUAGAGACAGCGAGGUUCUGUCAGUUCUGGGGCGAGGCUGCAAAGAAUCACAACAUACUUGAAGUUGUGCCAGGUUUUGAGCAAGCAAUCCAAGCUUAUGCAAUUCAUGUCCUUUCUCUGACUUACCAAAAGGUUCCCAGACCUGUACUUGCGGAGGCUAUCAAUAUUGAAGGCCUCUCUUUGGACAAGUUCCUGGAGCACCAGGUGGCCAACUGCGGCUGGGUUCUGGAGAAGGGGCAAGGCCGAGGUCAGCUCAUUGUCCUUCCUCGCAAUGAGUUCAACCAUCCAGAGCUCAAGAAAAGCACAGCCGACAGCAUCCCAUUAGAGCAUAUUACCCGAAUCCUCCCCAUACUUGGCUAAUUUUCUGGCCAGAGGUUGAACAAAAUGUUCACAUUUACAUUUUUGUUUUCUUCGUGUUUCCAAUGGAAAAUUCAAGACUGACGCAAAUUGCUCCACCUGAAUCUCUGAUUAUGUUGCAACUCUUGCGUUAAAUCUAGUUUAUAUUUUAUAUCUACUUGUAGUUGAUUCAUCAAUGAUGGGGGACUACUGAUUCUUAUUUUAUGUUGUAAACUAGAAAGACUUCAGUUCUGAAACCUGUUUGCACUGCUACCUGGUUCGAAUUUUA